AUGCCGUACGCUUCGGCGCUGGUCAUGAGCCUCAUCAGCUUCGCAGGUGUUGGGCUCCUGGUCUUCCUUCAGAUCCCGCGGUUUGGAGCAGUGGUGGAGUACUGCUGCCUGGCAUUUGCUGCUACGGUUCUGGUGGCCGACGCCCUGAUCCACCUGCUUCCGCAUGCACUCGAGGGAGCGGACCACGACACUAUGAGUGCCGUGGGUGUUUCCGCCACGGUGGGCUGUUUAGCCAUCUUAGCAAUUCCGGAAGUGUGUGAAUGGCGUCACCAACAUCACGAUCACCACGAAGGUGCCCAGCAUGGCACGCAAGUGGCCGCCUCAAUGCACAGUGCCGUCUCAAUACCAAGGUCCAUGCUUACGGCUGGGCCAAUCUCGUCACAGAGAUGCUCCACAACUUCGUGGAUGGAAUAA
This is a messenger RNA of Symbiodinium natans, 414 nucleotides long. The record is from the annotation of a GenBank genome assembly. Lineage: Eukaryota; Dinophyceae; Suessiales; Symbiodiniaceae.